Messenger RNA from Trypanosoma theileri, 636 nucleotides. RefSeq lists its product as uncharacterized. The transcript has a single exon. The coding region runs from base 1 to 636 and encodes 211 amino acids. Lineage: Eukaryota; Euglenozoa; Kinetoplastea; Trypanosomatida; Trypanosomatidae. The record is from RefSeq and is a predicted model, not a curated record.
AUGGAAGGGAAACUCCCAGAAGGUGGACCUGGUAGACUGGAUGAGACCCGAAUGAGACAGAAUGCGGAUCAAACCCAAAGAGCAGAAAUCAGUGGAUCACCUGAAAACUCAAGGGUUACAGGAGAAAGAGAUUCCACUUCUUCAGUCUCAUCUCUUUCUGCACAACAGUCAGUAACAGGUUCGCUUGGAACAGAUGGACCCAGUGGACAGAAGCCAAGCCUGUCUGAACCUUCAUCGAAUAAAGGCGAGCAUGGACCUCAACAAGAAAAUCAAACGCCAGGAGAAAAAGAGGAGGGCAAGGACACACAAGAUGCACAAAGCCGAGAGAAUACAGUCACAACAGGACCGGGUACUAAUGAUGGAGACAGCAGUAAUAAUGCACAGUCUGAAGGAGGUAAUGACAGAGACGUUUUUCCUCUGAAUGGUUCUACAACUGAAGGAAUUGAAUCACCAAACUACCAAGAAGGUGCUGCAGAUAAUACAGAACCCACCACCACCACAACAACAACACUUCCUCCUGAGACUGAAAACAAGAAGAAGGGUGAUGCAGACAGCAGCAGCAGUAUCAGCAGUUAUGUGUGGGUGCGUGUACCACUACUGAUUGUGGUUACUCUGGCCUGUAUUCUUGUGUGCUGA